Podarcis raffonei (Aeolian wall lizard) is the source of this 7738-nucleotide messenger RNA. Its product is annotated as potassium voltage-gated channel subfamily KQT member 1-like. Bases 3686 to 5671 code for a protein of 661 amino acids. Gene Ontology annotation, biological process: transmembrane transport; potassium ion transport. The transcript has 17 exons. Gene Ontology annotation, molecular function: voltage-gated potassium channel activity. Gene Ontology annotation, cellular component: voltage-gated potassium channel complex; membrane. NCBI's taxonomy places the organism in Eukaryota, Metazoa, Chordata, Lepidosauria, Squamata, Lacertidae. The record is from RefSeq and is a predicted model, not a curated record.
UGACAGAAAUAUUUCCAGCAGUCUCUCUUAUGUUCAAAUUGAAGGAUAAGAACGUGUGUGUUGGACAGGAAAGUGUGUUGUGUUCAAAUUUUGGAGAAAACUUAAAAUGAUUGCUUGAGGUUUCACUUGGUAGGGCAGUACCCAGGUUGUCCUAAUAUAGCAGCUUCCACUGAGCACAGGACUUACUUUUAAAAAAGGCAAAGUGAAAAAUGUCAAAUUUCAGAAUAAAUUACAACCCAAUAAUUUAUUAAUAUAUUAUUAUUAAUAAUAUUUAUAGUAUAAUUAUAAAUUAUAACCUAAUGCAGGCAUGUGGAAAGGAAUGAGAUCCAACUUGGGGAACUGGUAGCAUUUGUUUUGCAGGAAACAGCAGCCUCCAAGGCCCGUUAUUAUGGACGAGGUACAAAUCUUAAUCAGGUGGUCAACUAGUUGAAUUAUUUCAAUUUAAAAAUGCAGUGGCAAAUAACCUAUAGGCUGGAAACUCAGCCAUUCACCAUUUUGGUUCAUUAAAAGAUAACAAGAAAGAGCCUCAGAUGACAGAUUGGUCAGCUUCAUGGGCAUGGCUGUUAAUACAGAUAUUGUUUCAUUCAGCUAACAUUUAUUCACUGUAGACCUUGAGUAAUUAAUUUCAAUGGGUCUGCUCUGAGGAAAAGUUAGCUGAGUGCAACUCAUAGCCAGAAUCUGUUCACUCAGAUCCACAGGAACAGCUGAGAUUUAAGAAAUGGGCAAAGAUCAGUGUUUUUGUUUUGUGCCAUUUCACCUCAAAAUAUGCAACUGCUUUCUGCAUUGUUCAUUAUGGGGCAUUUGUAGUUUUCUCAGUGGUCAUAGAUUUCACAUAAGUUAGCCAUACAGUUAAAAAUGUUUCAUUCAGUAUGUGGUAUUAAAUUUCACAUUCAGUAUGACAGAUACCUUAUUAAAGCCCCCUGUAAUGGGAAUUUUGUUGCCCAUUCUGAGCUCUUAUGAGAUCAUAAAAAUUAGGUGUUGGUAACUAGACAGUUAUUUUAAUACCUAGUACCUGAAAUUUCCCAAACAUAUGCUUUUAUAACGCUGUGAAAAUGUAGUGGGUGAUACUAGAAGGAAUGUUAGAUGACAGGUGACUUGAAAAUAUCAGAUACCUUAUGUUGAGGCAGCAAGGAUAGAAGACAUGCAAAUGCUGAGGAAGUCCUACAGACGUGGUGAACUUUCCUUUUGGAGGUUUUUAAGCAGAGGUUGGAUGGCCAUCUGUCACAGAUGAUCUAGCUAAUAUUCCUGCAUUGCAGGGGGUUGAUGAAUCACAGAGUUGGCAGGGACCCCAAAGGUCACCCAGUACCACCCCCUGCAAUCGCAGCUAAAGCAUCCAUGACAGAUGGCCAUCCAACCUCUGCUUAAAAACCUCCAAGAAAGGAGAGUCCACCAUCUCUCCUGGGAGUCUGUUCCACUACUGAACAGCUCUUACUGUCAGAAAGUUUUUCCAAAUGUUUAGUUGGAAUUUCCUUUCUUGCAACUUGAAGCCCUUGGUUCGAGUCCUACCAUCCAGAGCCGGAGAAAACAAGCAUGCUCCCUCUUCCAUGUGGCAGCCCUUAAGAUGACCCUCAAGGUCACUUCCAACUCUACAGUUCCAUGAUUCUAACAUCCAGUUUUCAGCUUUGUUUACUCCUAAAGCCUGAUCACACUUUCAGUAUUAAAAAUAGGCUUGCACAUUCUUUCCUUUGACAAAAACUUUCAUGCAACUGCUUUUAAAGAACUUCCUUUCUUGGUGUUAGAUAUACAAAAUAGCUAUAUGUUAACUUUUUAUAAAUUUGCAGCCAGAAAGCAAUGGAGAAAUAAUAUAUUUUAUAUUAUACCUUGUCUCCCUACUCCAGAAAGAUAGAUAUAUUUAUUUUUUACAAUAGGCAUACUACAAUAUCUGACUUUGAAAACUUUUGCUAUGUUCUUUUGAACCAAGACAGCAGCUGCCCAGAAGAUGAAGAAGUUAAUCUGCUCAAGCAAUUGCUGUAUCUUGUCAAGAAAACCACUUCAUAGAGAAAUGGUUAUAAUUUGAAUUGCUAAAUUACAUUUAGGACUGGCUGAAUAGUUAAAAUACAUGCAUUCACUAUUUGUUAUGAGGAAUUUUGUACUGUACAGUAGAUAGGAUCCAAUAAGCCUUUUUAUUGCAUAUACGUUUUGUUAUGAUUGUAUUGACACCAAGUCAUUGGGGCUAAAAACCUGAUUUCAGGAGAAUCUGAAUCUUGUUCCCAAAACCAACGUAUAUAUACAUUGAAGAAAUCUGGAUUAGAGUCCUUUAAGGUGGUUGAAACCUGUUUUUGUAUGCCUACAUUGCAGAAAACCUCCCAACUUGCAAGAAAUUGGGGUUCAGUGUCCCCAUAGCAAAUUUCACACCUUUGUGCAGAUAGAACUAAAUUGAAUGGGGCAAUCUGCACAUUUACUCAGAAGGAAUUCCAGGUGUGUUAAAUGGGACUUAUUCCCUAGUAAAUGCGCAUAGGAUCACAACCUUACUGGUAUAAAGUCUAGUCUAUACUUUCAUGCAACACUUCAUGGCUGUGCUCUGCUGUUCGGAUGCAGUUUUAGGAACAGGCCCCCACCCCCAUCUUUAAAGAUGUAUAUCUUAGAAGUCUGUGACAAAGAUGAGAAGAGUUGCUGUAGGUGUGUCUGAGAGUUUGGGCAUGCCCAAUUUCAAUUUUACUGUUUCUUUAAAUAGUAGGUCCGUGGCUCAAACAAACCAAAAUCCCCACCUUGGACAAUGCGAAGUCGGGGAUUGUGGUUUCUUGCUGUUGAAAGUGGGACGUCUCUGUCUGUUCACAGUAAACCAUGAAUUGUGGUUUAUUGUGAUGUGUGAAUGCAGCCAGUGUGUUCUGAGAGAGUUUGAGGGUUUUUUUUAAAGCCUUAAAAGUGUGCUUUGUUAAAAACAGGGGGGAAAGGCAGACGGUUUUGUACUUACCCCUGCCAGCAUGGAGACAUUUCCAGUUAGCAAUGUAACUGGCUAGACUUGCUCUUGAAUAUUCUGAAGGCUUUUCCCAGUGAGCAAGAUAGUUAGUUCCAAGAUAGGAGCAGUGUGAUGAUGUUCAGUUGGUGCAUGAUGCUGAAAUUGUCUUGCAUGGGUUUCAUCAAAUCUUCAUAGGCAUUUUUAACACCCAAGGCUUCCGCAGAUCCUGUCCAUUAAGCUUUGUCUGAAAUUAAGCCAAGUCUGAAUUCAGAGGAGAUAAGAAAACUGUGCUUAAUCCAUUUGUUCUGGAUUUGAAGGGAGGGUAGAGGGGGAAAUCUGCCUGGCCACCCCUCCCCACAUGCUGAUAAAAGCACAGGAAAGGAAAAAGCCACAUCUGUCAGUCAGAAAAUGAUCAGCACCAUCAAAAUGAUGCCCUACAGGUUUUCUGCCAAAGGAAAACUAACAAGACAUGGGGAGGUCCUCUGAAUGGGUUAGGGUGGGACUUUAUCAGCCAGGGGGCAGAGCCAGACGACUCUCGCUGUUCCUGUCCUUGGAUUAUGCCAUAUGGAGCAGAGGAAAGCGCCAAGGGAGAGAAAAAACACCCUGCAACAGGAGAGGAAUCCUGGUAACAGGUGACAGACUGGCUGCACAAAGCGGUGUUGUUCCACAAUAAUGUUUGACUUCUUACUGGGUGGCUGGAGAAUGCCAAAGGCAGAGAAGAUAUACAAUACCUUUUAUAAUUUUAAAUAUUGAUCAAGGUGAGCAAUACACCUACUUCAUUACAGAAUGUCUUACGGUAAUGGUGAAACUGGUGGGCACCCAAUGUAUAACCUUUGCAGUAGAGUUCAGCAUUCUGACUCCCAAGUGGGGAACCUGAAUGGACACAGGAAGUCUGCAACCUUUUUGGAAGUGCGAGCAAACUUAAACAAUAUGCAGUACUCUUCUGUGGCACUUGAUCCUGAUUCUUUGGUGACUAAUGGAUCAAAAAUUUAUUCGAACUCUGAAGAAGAAAAUCCACAUGAUCCUGCUUUCCAGAUAAACACCGAAUCCAUGACAGGAAGUGAGGUACACCGGGCCUACCCUACAAAAUGCUUUUAUGGCCCAUACUUAACCAAAACUAGUAUGCAGGGAGAUGUGUACAACUUUCUGGAACGGCCGAGUGGAUGGAAGUGUUUCAUUUAUCACUUUGCAGUAUUUCUAUUGGUGCUGGUUUGUUUAAUCUUUAGUGUUCUGUCCACUAUUGAAUACUAUGCAGAAUUUGCCACUGGGACUCUUUUUUGGAUGGAAAUUGUCUUGGUGGUAUUUUUUGGUGCUGAAUAUGUGGUGAGGCUCUGGUCUGCCGGUUGCAGAAGCAAAUAUGUUGGUAUUAAGGGAAGAAUACGAUUUGCUAGGAAGCCUAUAUCAAUAAUAGAUCUUAUUGUUGUUAUAGCUUCAAUUAUUGUCCUGAGUGUAGGAUCAAAUGGACAGGUGUUUGCCACAUCUGCAAUAAGGGGAAUCCGUUUUUUGCAGAUACUUCGCAUGCUUCAUGUAGACCGACAGGGUGGCACUUGGAGGCUCUUGGGAUCUGUUGUAUUCAUACAUCGUCAGGAACUAAUAACUACGCUGUAUAUUGGAUUCUUGGGAUUGAUCUUCUCAUCGUACUUCGUCUAUCUCGCUGAGAAGGAUGCAGUGGAUGAGGAGGGACAAACAGGGUUUUCCAGUUAUGCUGAUGCUCUCUGGUGGGGUGUGGUAACAGUCACUACUAUUGGCUAUGGUGAUAAAGUGCCACAGACAUGGAUUGGCAAGACAAUUGCGUCUUGCUUCUCUGUGUUUGCCAUCUCUUUCUUUGCUCUUCCAGCGGGCAUCCUGGGUUCCGGCUUUGCACUUAAGGUACAACAGAAACAACGUCAAAAACAUUUCAACAGGCAAAUACCUGCAGCAGCAUCUCUAAUUCAGACUCUGUGGAGGUGUUAUGCAGCAGAGAAGUCAUACAAUUCCACAGCUACAUGGAAGAUCUAUGUCACCACAGCUCAAAACGCAAAGAAAACAGCAGCACCAUCUAGCCCAAAUCUCAGAAAACAGAGCAGAAGAUACAAAAGGAAAGGAAAACCUGGGCGUGAUAAUGGUUCCACACCUAUAAUGAAUCCAGGGGAGACAGUGCUGCCUAUUCCACAAAUUACUUAUGACCAUAUCGGUCAGCGAGAAGAUAAGAAAGAGAUGAGUUUCUACCUUGAUGAACCUGGAGUAAAAAAGCGUUUGGAAGGGAACAGUGGUGAAAUGUCAAGGGCCAACAGUUUCACAGAAGACAUGGACCUCAUCUCUGAAGAGGCACCUUUGCCUGCUGUGUCUGAUGUGUCACAGCUAACAGAAGCACACCGAACAGCUGUCAAAGUCAUCAGGAGAAUGCAGUAUUUUGUAGCCCGGAGGAAAUUUCAGCAAGCUCGGAAGCCUUAUGAUGUGCGUGAUGUGAUUGAACAAUACUCUCAAGGGCAUCUCAAUAUGAUGGUUCGAAUAAAAGAACUCCAAAGAAGGUUGGAUCAUUCCUUGGGGAAGCCUGGCCUCUUUCUUCCAGAAAAGGGAGUAGACAAAGGAUACUAUACGGUAGGAGCCAGACUGAUCCGGCUAGAGGAUAAGGUCACACAGAUUGACCAAAAGCUGAAUGACAUCCUGAAUGCUCUUGAGGCUCAAUUUAUCAAGCAGCAAUCAGCAGACUGGACAUCAUCUUCAGCUACCCCUAGAGCUAGGCGGUUGCGGUCUUCAUCAGGCUCACCUCCGCUGAGCCGUAAGAUGUGAAAACAACUCAACAGUAUUGCACCAUCUUUCUCUUUCUUUCAUAAAUAGCUGUAGUUGGUGUUGAGAUCCAAGUUUGCAACUGAUUAAAUGGAUCCAUGAACAGAAAGAGUAAGACACAAGGCACCUUCCCACAUGCCCUUCUUUUAAACCUAGCACCUUCCUCAUCCUGUCUUCCUUCAUUUCAUCAAAUGGAACCAACAGGAUGUGGUGACGCUCAGAAGGAACAGAGGUAAGAAACUUGUUUGAGAGAGAGGCUUCACCAAGAAAUAAGAUUAGUCAACUCUGUAUGUUAGGAUGAGUUCAUUCCUACAAAAAGAGAUGUCAAGGCUUGUCUGGAAACCAUCUUCUGAUCUGGACAUUCUUCCUCUUGUUAUCCAGCUGAGGACAUUAGCACUCACUGAUGAGGGAAAUGCACUCUGUACUUGCUCAGAGGCAGUUUCAUCUGCUCAUGUGUAUUCCAGAGUUGAUCCACAACAUUGAAAACAUGCCAUAGGCAAGCCCUGGCUCAAACAAAGCCCUGGAUUGACAAGCCUUGUUUUCUAGUAGUGAGCUAACUCUGCUACAGUUUUCAAGCAAAGGAUCCUAAUCUAGUGAAUGGUUAAGACAUUACCUCAACACAAGACACCAGAUUUUUCAGAAUAUAUGUAUAAAAUGUGUUGAACCAUACACAUGCGUAAUAUGGCAUUACCCAAGGACAGUAGUAGUGUGAAUUCCGCUUUAAUUUCCCCACUACCUUUCAUAGUUUUGAGUUUUCCAGUUGGUUUUCAGUGAGAUGAAUAUACUCCUUUGUGGAAAAAUCCUGUUUUCCACAAGGUGGAGGAGUAGAAAACACCUUAAAUUUAUAUUUUCAACCUUUUGAUUAGCAAGUUAUUGACAGCCAUACUCUGUGUCACCGAGGGAAAAUGUGUAACACAUCAAGGGAACUAAAGGAAGAACCUAUGCUAUUAUUAGGAAAUAGUGUUUGCAAUGAGACAGAAACAUGUUGAAAUGAAGAGCAAUGGUGCUUUGGAUACAAAUAUUUUAAUACCUGUAAGCUGCACGAAUUCCCAUUUAUAAAGUUAAUUUUCAUUCAUAAGUGAGACUAAGGGUAUGGAAAACCUGACAUUUUCUUUCUGCCGAUGUUUCUGCCUUCCUACCAUCUGGUGUCACAUGAUUUUUGUAAAGUGGAUCCAAAUUAUUAUUCUGUUUCACAUGCAUAUUAUUUACAACUGUGCAUCUCAUUCCACAUUCAAAAGACAAUGUUGAAUUAUUAUUUUUGCAUAUUGCAUUCACACUAGUAUCCAGACUUGUGCUUCAUGUUUUUCAUUCAAAGGACAGGUCAUGGUUUCACGUUGUCUAUACAAUUGACCCUCAUGUUGCAGCCUAUUGCCCAUCAUGUUCCUCCAUUUUUAAAAAAUCAGCAGUGAAAUUCAAACCUGAGUAGAUCCAAAUUGUAGUUGUGUUGACCAUUCAAAUAUUCAAGCAGCAGUACAGAUCUGAAUCACUGUAAUGUAUUGCAAGUGCAUUAUUUAUACAUCAUAAAUCAACACAGGUCUACACCCUUGUUGUUGCACAUUCCAUGGGAAGUUGGCUUGAUUGUCACAGGCACAUUGAAGCCAUUGCUUUUCAGCAACAAUAUUUGCAAACUUAAAUUGUGGAUAUGGAGAUUUAUUUAUUUAUUGCUUUGGGGGGAGGAGGGUCCAUAGCUCAGAGAUAGAUUCCUUUUGGUCAUUUGCCCAGGUGGGCAAAGCUGAGUCUGAUCCACUCCACCCAACUCACCCACCCAUGUCUCAGUGAUACAGGCCAGGUCAACUCCCUCAUCCACAGUUAAGUUAGAGGAGCGAGGUCUUAGUAUGAACCAACCAGCUAUUUAAAUGAAGCACUACUAAAUCAUCUCUGGAAGUAUUGCUCUAUAUUGCAAUAAACAUUUUAAUUUUUUUGAAUGGACAUGAUGCAGAUGGACACUAGCUGUUAUGCAAAUAAAUGAGUUUUGUACAUAUAAAACAUUGUUGCACUUUUAAUGUAACUUUGAUUGUUUAUUGAAUACUAAAGUAUCGUCUUUUUGGAAUGUCCAUGAUCUGUACAUUG